Messenger RNA from Puma concolor (puma), 1134 nucleotides. It is a transcript of the gene CFAP263, whose product is annotated as cilia and flagella associated protein 263. Gene Ontology annotation, cellular component: axoneme; ciliary basal body. Gene Ontology annotation, biological process: cilium assembly. Lineage: Eukaryota; Metazoa; Chordata; Mammalia; Carnivora; Felidae. The record is from RefSeq and is a predicted model, not a curated record.
AUGAGUGAUGAGGACUCUGAGACCCCUGCCACCGAGUUACAGGGGGGAGAGGAGAACGAGCUGCCUAUUAUCCAGCUGUGUGGGCUGGUGGAAGAGCUCAGUUAUGGAAACUCUGCUCUCAAAACUGAGACAGAGAUGUUUGAGAAAUAUUAUAAUAAACUGGAGCCCAGGGAUCAGCAACAUCCACGGUUAUCAGAAAUUAAAAUCACAAGAGCAGAAUUUGCACAGUUACGAGGCAGGUACAGAUCCAAAUCCCGCGUAGGUGUGGACCGUGCGAUAGGCCUCAGUUACGACCAAAAAUGUGAGCUUGUACUAAAGGAGCUGGAUGACAUGAAGGAUGAAAUAAGGCACAUGAGAGCAAAUGCUGAACGAGAUCUGCAGCACCAUGAGGCAAUCAUUGAGGAAGCUGAAAUGAGAUGGGUUGAAGUCUGCAGAGCAGUGCAUGAGUUUAAAAAAGAUGUUCUAAAAACUAUAUCCAAGAAGAAAGGGAGUAUUUUGGCCACUCAGAAAGUGUUGAAGUACAUUGAGGACAUGAACCGCCGGAGAGAUAAUAUGAAGGAUAAAUUAUGUUUGAAAAAUGUUUCUCUCAAAGUGCAGAGGAAAAAGAUGCUUUUACAAUUGAGGCAGAAGGAGGAGGUGGGCGAGGCCCUCCAUGACGUUGAUUUUCAGCAGCUGAAGAUCGAGAAUGCUCAGUUUUUAGAGACCAUUGAAGCAAAGAAUCAAGAACUGAUCCAGCUAAAGCUGGCAUCUGGAAACACCCUGCAGAGACUCAAUGCAUACAAAAGCAAGCUACAGCAAUCAACGGAAAUGUCCAUCCAUCUGGACAAGGAGAUCUUGCUGAGAAAUGAGUUACUUGAGAAAAUUGAAAGCGAAACCCUACAAGCAGAGGAGGACCGGGCCAAGGCUGAGGCCGUGAACAAGAGACUCCGCAGACAGCUGGCUGAGUUCCAAGUGCCGCAGGUGAUGGUGUACGUGCGGGAGAAGAUCCUAACUGGGGACCUGGAGAAGACCAUCAAGAUGUGGGAAAGGAAAGUGGAGAUUGCAGAGAUGACCUUAAAAGGCUACCGCAAGGCUUGGAAUAAAAUGAAAACCACCAAUGAGCAUUUGCAGGCAAUUUGCCCCCCUGGGAAGUAG